CCUGUGGACUUGGGUGAUGUUUUUAGUAUAGAGUAGAGCACAAUUCCUAGGUUGGUUGUGGAGAAGUACAAGGUAAAAAGAAAAGAUCAGGCUUCAGAGACUAGGGAAAUAGCCUGUUCUCUUUAGGCAUCAUAGUUAUCCGUUUAUACCAUAAAAGGUUUAGUCAGCAAUACUGUGUAUGUAGUCUUAAAAUAAGUAGAACUGGAGAAGAGGGAGGAGGUCCAGGAUUGCUGCUUAGUUGUGUCCAUGUGCCCCUUGCUGGGGGAGCUGAGACAUGCUCAUAUCAGAAGGAUAGGGACACUUGUACCUGGUCAGCCUGUCCCAGCACAGCAGGAACUGACCUGUUGUGUGGGAGGACAGUAAAAGGUGCCAGAGACAAACAUUAACCCAUGAACCCUUGAGGGGAGGGAGUAGAUGUUUGGGACCCACAUAGCAUAUAAAACUGGGAAAAGAUCCAGACAUUACCUUGUCUAGGCCACUGAUCCCACACUCAGGAACCAGACCUUGUGGGUGAGGACAUGCCAAUCCUCCUGCUAAGUUCAUAACCUCCUCCCCCGGCCAGAAUCAUGCCCUAGGCAGGAAUAUAGCACCUCACCUACAGAAGCUUCUGUUCAGACUGCCUGUCAAAAACCACUCUGCAGCUAAGGAUCAAGGAGUGUGAUCCCAGGAAGGUGGGGUUUCAAAGCAUCUCACAGGAACUACCCCUGUCCCCUGAAUUCCAUAAUGAAAGCCUGUAUGCUUGUAGGUGUGCUGGUCAUGGUGGGCUUCGCAGUGGGAAAGGUUCCUCCUGUUUCUGAAGUCCGGACCUGUCACUUCUGCCUCUUAGAAGACCCUUCUGUGGGAUGCAUUUCGGGCUUGGAGAAAUGCACUAUAAGCAGUUCAUCCCCAUGCAUGGUGAUUACCAUCUAUUAUGACGUUAAAGUUCGUUUCAACAUCCGAGGCUGUGGACAGCACAACUCCUACCGCUGCCAAGAAAAACGCAACACCUACUUCUCAGAGUACUGGUAUCAGGCCCAGUGCUGCCAAUAUGAUUACUGUAACUCCUGGACCAGUGCCCAGCGUCACAGCUUUCUGACUGAGCCACCCGAGAGGCCUCUUCCCCUGUCCAAUUCCCAGGCCCAUUGGUUCUAUCAGGCACUGAACCUCUCAUUGCCCCUACCUAGCUUCCAUGCUGGGAAGGAGACUGAAGGCCUAGACCCCCUGGUCACCCUGCCCCUGGAUCUGGGCUUGUCCAUUGCUAACCUGCGCCACAUAUAUUUGUUCCUGAACAGUUCUGGACUUCUGGUUCUUCCCCGGGGUGAACCCUGAUACCUUCCCCUUCCCAAAUUCUGCUCUGUUCCAGCAUCUCUCCCUGUGAAUACCUCUAUCCUGAACUAUCCUAUGAGAACACUCAUAUUCUCUGGUCCCUAUGAUUUUUUGGCCUCUCUCCUUUGUACUUCCAGCAUCUGUAUGGCUUUGGUUUAAUUUCCUACCCUGAACCCUAGUGCUGCUCUGUCUUCCUCCUAGAAAAGAAUCUCAAGUAUGGUUUCUGUUCAAACUGAUCUGAGGAAGGCUCAGAGGUUCCCAUCAUCAGAGUGUUCACCAUCUCCCCCUCUCUCAAUUUGGUUAUCUGCCACUCAAAUCUGGUAUUGCAUCCACUGUCUAAAGCCUGUCUGUAAGACUCAAUGCCAGGCUGCACUUGUAACAGGAAGAAUGAGGGGUAGACUUCAGUACAGAUUUCCUGAUGUGGCAACCUGGUCUCUUUGCCACACUAUCUUCACCAGCCCCUCUUCUAUUCUGUUCUGCUACCUCUGGCCUCUCAUCACAGACCCAUUUUACUUAACACGCACAUCAGUAGGUGCCCGGUGAGAGUACAGGGAGGGUCUCCUCUGCUCCAUGUCCCCUGUUCCCUCCAUAAUAAACUGGGACUGGGCUGAAUCUUGUGUCACAUUAUUUUUUGGGUCAGGCUCAGAUGUGGGUAGGUGUAGAGGUUAAAGAGUUACUAAGUGUGGGAUUCAAACAGGAUUCCAGAGUCCUGCCCACUCUACUUAGCCUUUGUGGCUUCCUCUCAGCCUUCCCCAAAGGGCCAUGUCCUUUCUUACUUACUGCUCAGCUAAAGAUCAAAGCUCGAAGAAUGUAACUCCACCCUUAAACAUACCCUGGAAGAUCUAGAACACUGAAUCUAGGUGGUAACAGGGUUUAUCACCUGAAAGGAGUAAGUUCUUUAAUUUGUUUUUUGACAGCCCUGGGGUUUGAACUCAGGGUCUAAGCCACUCUUUAAAUCAGGAAGAAAAAGGAGUCCAUACCUUCCAGUCACCUGAUGCUGAAGGACCUGGGCUCCUGUGACUCCUUAGUUCUUUUCAAGGAUCCUGGCACCUGGGACUCUCUGUGAGGUUGGGGGAUUUAUAGAGUAUACUGUCUGCAAUAGUUGAAUUUUUAUUUUAAUAUUUUGUUUUUGAAAAAUUGCAUAGAGUAAGCAAUAAGGAUAGUUGCAAGUCAACUUGUUCUAUGUAUUCAAUAAGCAGCGGGCACAUGCUGCUCAGUCAGGCCCUAUGUUAAAGCUCCAGGACUUCUAGGUAAGAACAGCCAGGUGUCUUCCCAGGCUUACAGCCCAUUGCUGAGGUUAUGAACUCUUUUUUGAAUUCAGGGCCUUCACCUUGAACCA
This is a messenger RNA of Castor canadensis (American beaver), 2644 nucleotides long. It is a transcript of the gene Ly6g5b, whose product is annotated as lymphocyte antigen 6 family member G5B. The record is from RefSeq and is a predicted model, not a curated record. Gene Ontology annotation, cellular component: external side of plasma membrane. Lineage: Eukaryota; Metazoa; Chordata; Mammalia; Rodentia; Castoridae.